GGGCCUUUGUGGAGGCUUCCCAGCAUUCCAAGGGAAUUCUUGCAGGUGAGGGUAUGCAAACAAUCCCACUCUCAGAGGGUAGCAUUUAUACAACUUUAACUUGAAAAAGCUCCACGGACAGUCAGGAGUCUCCAGUGCCAAGCUUACCUCACCUCAAAGAAGGUGUUGCAACCACGAGGGCGUGAUCCUACAAUCAGACAGGAGUGGGAGGGAAGGAUCCAUCGCUUUCAAAAAUAAAGAUUGGUACCUGGAAAACACUGUGGACACUUUUUCCUUUAACUCACUGGAUUUUGUCCCACACACUGUGUUGGAACUUGUCGAGACAACGCUGCCUGCAGCAGCAGCAUGUUGCAGACACUGAAUGAGUGGCUGUGGUGGGAGCGUCUGUGGCUGCCAGCAAACGUCUCCUGGUCUGAUUUGGAGGACACAGAAGGUCGAGUCUACGCUAAAGCCUCUCAACUUCACGCUGCCCUGCCCUGCGCCCUCUGCAUGCUUGUAGUCAGAUAUGUGUUUGAGAGGUUCCUGGCCACACCACUGGCUGAUUUCUGGGAGGUGAAGGACAGGAUACGUCUGCCAGCAGAAAUAAACCCCCUCCUCGAAAAUCACUUCUGCAGCCGAGCACGCGUUCCAUCACAGGCUGAUGUGAGGUCACUGUGUAAAAAGACAAGUUGGUCAGAGAGAAGAAUUCAGGUCUGGUUCAGGAGGAGGAGGAACCAGGAUCGACCAGCGCUACGGAAGAGGUUCUGUGAAGCCAGUUGGCGGUGUGUGUUUUAUUUUUUCGCCUUUCUUGGGGGCAUCCUUGCACUUUAUGAUAAACCUUGGUUUUAUAAUCUGAAGGAGGUUUGGGCAGGCUUCCCUAAACAGUCCAUGCUGCCGUCUCAGUACUGGUAUUACAUCCUGGAAAUGGGCUUCUACACUUCUCUGCUCCUUAGCCUCACGUUUGACGUAAAACGGAAAGACUUCAAAGAGCAGGUGGUUCAUCACGUGGCCACGCUGACUCUUCUGAGUUUCUCCUGGAUCGCAAACUACAUCCGUAUUGGGACGAUUGUGAUGGCGCUUCAUGACUCUGCUGACAUUCUGCUGGAGGGUGCAAAAGUACUCAACUAUGCUAAGUGGCACCGGACUGCUAACGCCAUGUUUGUGGUGUUUGUAGCUAACUUUAUGGGGACGAGACUUGUCAUCUUUCCUUUCUGGCUGAUCCACUGCACGUGGGUGUAUCCGGUGGAGCGGUUUCCUCCCUUCUUCGGCUACUACUUCUUCAACGUCAUGCUUGUGGUUCUCCUGAUGCUGCACCUCUUCUGGGCUGUUCUCAUCUCACGAAUGCUUUGCAAGGUCAUCUUCAGCAAGCUGGAGGGCGACGACAGGAGCGAUGAAGAGGAGGAGGACAGUGACGCGGCGAAGGAAAGGAACCACAAACUUAGUCACACGAACGGCCCUGGAGCCAGAGACCGAGCCAGUGGUCACUGACACACCGAGAGAGACGGUGAAAAAGUGAACUGGAUCACAGACACCUGGACAUAUUCGUUCAGGACGGCAGCAUUUACGACCAAAUUCUUUAUUUCUUUAAAAAAAAGAAAGAAAAUGCCCUCAAGACAAGGAACUGUGAAGGAUUAAACAGUCAUUGGAA
This is a messenger RNA of Solea senegalensis (Senegalese sole), 1627 nucleotides long. It is a transcript of the gene cers3b, whose product is annotated as ceramide synthase 3b. Bases 346 to 1467 code for a protein of 373 amino acids. The transcript is spliced from 12 exons. Gene Ontology annotation, cellular component: membrane. NCBI's taxonomy places the organism in Eukaryota, Metazoa, Chordata, Actinopteri, Pleuronectiformes, Soleidae. Gene Ontology annotation, molecular function: DNA binding; sphingosine N-acyltransferase activity. Gene Ontology annotation, biological process: ceramide biosynthetic process. The record is from RefSeq and is a predicted model, not a curated record.